Podarcis raffonei (Aeolian wall lizard) is the source of this 1336-nucleotide messenger RNA. It is a transcript of the gene RNF148, whose product is annotated as ring finger protein 148. NCBI's taxonomy places the organism in Eukaryota, Metazoa, Chordata, Lepidosauria, Squamata, Lacertidae. The record is from RefSeq and is a predicted model, not a curated record. The coding region runs from base 215 to 1207 and encodes 330 amino acids. The transcript has a single exon.
GGAGGAAAAGCCACCCUGAUUUUUGCUUGAUGCCACCUGCCAUAAAGCUUUGCCAAGUAUCUAAGCCUGGACAGCCUGCUGAGGUCGCUUCUCUGCAAUUUUGGGGGGAUAGGUUUUUAAAAUCUCUCUGCUAGCAGCGACUCAGCUUUGGCAUGCUGGCGACUUUUGUCCUGUCUUGCAUUAUUGAUUCAGCAGCUAUUUUGCAGGUGUCAACAUGAGCAUGCCUGGGACAGCUGUUGGAAGAGGAAGGGCAACACCUCUUUUUUACCUGCACCUUGGGCUCCUCCUCGCCCUCUGUAUGCACAGCUCGGGAGCUGACGCCUUUUGGGUUGCCAAUCUUAACAUUUCGUUCCUAGUAGCAAAUCGGACUUUGUGGGAGAUUUUGGAAAACGGAGUGUUUGCGAGAGCCUCUCCUUUGAAGAAGGUGUCUGGGGUUGUGGUGCCUCCGGAGGGUCUGCAUCAAAACGUCUGUAGCUCUUUAACACAUUUUAAGAAGCCAGCGAAUGGGGACAGUUGGCUAGCUCUCAUCAUGAGGGGACGGUGUUCAUUUGCAAAGCAAAUCAUGGUGGCCGCAGAAAAGGGAGCUGCCGGUGUGAUCAUCUAUAAUUAUCCAGGUACAGGCAAUGCUAUCUUUCCCAUGCAUAACUUUGGGGCGGAAGAUAUUGUCUCAGUUAUGAUCAGCAACCUGAAAGGCAUAGAUCUUUUGCAUUUGGCUCAGAAUGGCAUCCAAGUGAGGGUAACCAUUGAUGUUGGGAAGCACCAUUACCCAUGGAUAACCCAUUACAUGGGUACCAUUUUUGUUUUUGCCUCCCUCGCUGUGGCAUAUUGCACCUGCUACUCUGCCGCAAGGCUGCGGAGAUCCAGGAACCCGGUCCAGAGAUGGCCGCAGGAACUUGAUAUCGGUAAGGCCAUGAAUGAUCUUGAGCUUCGCACACUGAAGAAGGAUGACAAGGAAGUUGGGUCGAGUGGAGAGAGCUGUGCAGUGUGUUUGGAAAUGUACAAGCCGAAAGACAUAACCCGUGUCUUGCACUGCAGACAUCUUUUCCACAAAGCCUGUGUUGAUCCUUGGCUUCUGAAUCACCAGACAUGUCCUGUGUGUAAAUGGGACAUGCUCCGAAUGGUGGGAAGCAUUGCAACUGAAGCAGAGUCAUUGGGUAGUCAAAGGCCAAAUGAAGCUUCUCCCAUGAUCAGUUCUCCUAAGCAAUAGGACUGUCAUGAGUUCGUGAAGGAAUGCAACAAAUGCUCAUUCUGGAGACAAGCAACUUUUUCCAUGCUUGAUUGUCUCAUUCCUAAAAAUCAAGCGUAAGCAUAUGUGAAAUAAAAAGCUUUGCUUCUA